UGAAUGUCAUAGACGUUUAACUGUGGAGGGAGAAAUGUUUCUAUGUUCUGUCUGCUUCAAAGAUUUUAAAAUCAACGUAACCAUAAAAGGAUUGUGAUACACACACACACAAGGAGCAUAGCAGAAGAAACAUUUUCGAAAAUGUGUGAAUGAGAGUGUCACUGGCGACGCAGGCAGUGGGUAAAUAACGGCGGUAUGUACAGCCAAUCAGAGGAAGAAGGCACGCAGAUGGAUGGUGAGAGCGACCACUCAGAGGUCGCAGACCAACGAUGGACAUUUUAGCGGAACAAUCAGGAUGCGGGGGCGGGUGUAGCGACCACUUCCUCGACAGGGAAUGGGGAACUACGACGAGAGGUGGGCGGGACACAGCGAUGGGCAGACAAUCACACCAAUAGGAAAGCGGGGCGGGGAAGUCUAUUACUGUAGCCAUGGGAGAGAGCCAACGGGUGAAGUGGUUGGUCGGACCGUAACGACGAACGUGGGAAUCUAACCAAUCGGCAAGUGGAGGCGGUGUCGAAACUAUCAAUCGCUGAGAGUGAAUGGUCUUCAACCGAAGACGGACAGCGAAUGUGACCAAUCGAGUAUCAGGGGCGUCGCUGCAAACGGCGGCGGUCUAGCGAGAUAACCAAUCGGAAGGUGGUAGAUGGGCGGGACCUUAUGAUUGGCAGUAGAGCGGUCCAUUCGGAAAUCAGGUCGGGACGGGUGUUGAUGAUUGACGGUGCAGCCGGCCAAUAGGAAGCGAAGGCGCGAGCAGGGUCCAUUUUGAUGGUAAAAAGGUGACGAAGGUGAAAAAUGAGCGACAGAAAGACACAGUGAGAAGCUCCAGUGGUCAUAGCGACCGUUCACCCUCUCCACUCUCCUCACCCAGCAUGCCUUCCUGAUAGACCAGCCACCAUAAGAUUAUGGCAUCGCUGUAAGGAGCGGUACGACAGCUAAAACAUGUCUCGUUGUGGAAGACUCCCUUCAGGAGGGGGAGGGAACAGAAGCACGUCUCAGUGUUGAGGACUCCCUUCGCUGUGCUGUGUGACACUCUCCGCCCUGCUGAGUGAUUACUUUGUGAUGUCUGAAUAUCCUGCCGAUCGUCAGGAAAAGAUCUGCCUGUGCAUACAUGGAAUGUUGAAAACUUGUUCCAGGUCAUCACCGUUGGAAAGUUUUAAAUUCUCAGAUUUGAACACUAUUCAGUGUUGAAUAAUGAUGUGAAGGUAUGCAAAACGUCACCCAGGCACAACAUAAUGCCAUCUGUGCUCUCAAGACCAAUCAUUGUCAUCAACCCAGCAGACAAAGGAGGAGCCAUCGUCAUACAGAAUAGGACGGACUACUGCAAGGAAGUGUACUGACAGCUGAACAACCAGGAACACAGCAGAUAACUAUCUGCAGAUCCAACCAAAGAACACACCACCAACUGAACAGACUGAUCGAGACUUUUGAUCCAGUCCUUCAGACUACCCUUUGCCCUCUCAUCCCGUGUACUUCCCAUGUAGAGGACUUCUACUGCCUUCAAAAGAUACACAAAGCCAACACGUCCCAUCGUAUCAGGCAAUGGGACCCUGUGUGAGAAACUCUCUGGCUGUGUCGAGGGAAUCUUGAAAUCCAUCAUGCAGUGAACCCCCAGGUUCUGUCACAAAACUACAGAUUUCUUACAGAAACUCAGCACCCACGGACCGGCCGAGCCAGGAACCUUCCUCGUCACAGUGGACUUUGCAGCACUCUAAGCCAAUAUCCCCCACAAGGGCGGCAUCACUGCAACAGCCUCAGUACUCAAUACCACCAAUUGCCAAUUUCCAGAUGCUAUCCUACAACUCAUCCGCUUCAUCCUCGACCACAAUAUCUUCACCUUCGACAACCAGUUCUUCAUCCAGACACACAGAACAGCUCCCCAAUAUGCCAACAUUUUCAUGUACAGUUUCAAACAAGACUUCUUUGCUGAACAGAACCUCCAGAACUGUACACCAGAUAUAUUGACGACAUUUUCUUCCUUUAGACUCAAGGCAAGGAAUCACUAAAACAACUAUAUAGUGAUAUCAACAAGAUUCAUCCCACCAUCAGACUUGCCGUGGACUACUGUUCAGAAUCAGUCUCAUUCUUGGACACCUGCAUCUUCAUCAGGGAUGGACACCUCAUAUCCUCACUCUACCACAAGCCUAUGGAUAACCUCAUGAUGCUGAACUUCUCUAGCUUCCACUCUAAACAUAUUAGGCACCCCCUACGGACAAGCCCUAUGCAUACACAGGAUCUGUUCAGAUGAGGAGGAACAAGACAGACACCUGAAGGUGUUAAAGGAUGCCCUCAUAAGAACAGGAUACAUGCUCAACUCGUCGAUCACCAAUUCCGACAUACCACAGCAAUAAACCAUAACAACCUCCUCCAGAAGACAGACAUGGAAUACGUCCAAUUGGGUACCCUUUGUACUUCCCAGGAAUGGAGAAACUACGCAAUGUUCUUCACAGCAUUAAACACAUUACUGAUGACGAUGAGCACCUUCCCAAGAUCUUGUUCACGCCUCUACUUCACGCCUUCAAAAAUUGCCAAACAUUAUCACACCAUUGUUCGCAGCAAACUAUCCAGCCAUCAGGACAACAUCGAUCACAACACUAUACAACCCUGUCAUGACACCCUCUGUAAGACAUGACAGAUUUUCGAUAUGGACCCUACUAUCACGGAACACCACGCACAAUGUGCACGGCAGAUGCUCAUGUGACUCAGCCAACGUUGUCCAUCUCAUAAAGGGGAGGCGAAGGCCUAGUGGUAUUAUUGCUGGACUAGCAGUCCAGAGACCCAGAUAAUGUUCUGGGGACUUGGAAUCCCGCUAUGGCAGAUAGUGGAAUUUGAAUUCAAUAAAAUAUCUGCAGUUAAGAAUUUAAUGAUGACCGUGAAUCCAUUGUCGAUUGUCAGAAAAACCCAUCUGGUUCACUAGCGUCCUUUAGGGAAGGAAACUGCCAUCCUUAUCUGGUCUGGCCUACAUGUGACUCCAGACCCACAGCAAUGUGGUUGACUCUUAACUGCCCUCUGGGCAAUUUAGGUAUGGGCAAUAAAUGUUGCCUAGCCAGUGACGCCCUCAUCCCGUGAAUGAAUAAAGAAAAAAAAUCUCAUACAGUGCAGACAAUAAUGCCCUGAGGCAUGGCAUAUUGGUGAAACUGUGCAGACACUAUGACAGCAGAUGAAUGGACACCGCGCAACAAUCGUCAGACAGGGAUGUUCCCUCCCAUUGGGGGAGCACUUCAGCGGUCAAGGACAUUUGGCUUCAGAUCUUCGGUGAACGUCCUCCAAAGCAGACUUCGGGAUGCAGGGCGAGAUGAUGCCCUGCUGGUAUUAUCGCUGGAUUGUUAAUGCAGAGACCACUGCGAAGCCUCUUCUAAGGAUGCCUAACCUGAAGAAGUUACCCUCCUCCCUCCGGACAAACCUCAAGGGAUCUCUCUCCCACUGCAACUCUCUCGUAAUCUCUACGGCCCUGAAACUGCUCGACCACAUCCUGAAGCAAACCAGAUCGGGUUCGCAUUGUGCCAUGAUGGCGAGAGGGACCACAAUAUACUGCGCCAGUCAAACCGUUCUAUGGUCCACGAAAGGUUGGGGGAGUAUGUGGCGGACGGAAUUGUACAUGCGCUUGAGCAGAAGCAAUGUGCGCCAUCAAUUGAAGAGCUACACAGUUGGUUAUUGGCAACCCCUGGAGGACCGGAAGGUAGCUGGUCCUCCAGAUAAUCAGCGCUACUGCAAUGUCUGAAUGCGGAAGUUAGGCAAUAUGCUUCUGACGCUGCUCGUUUCUGCCUAGCAAGGUUGGUGCUACUACACUUCUGUCUCUGAAGACUCAGACUGAAACAUCGUCCUCUGCCAAUCAUCUGUGAGCAAUAGUACAAAGGGAGGAUUUGAACAAAGAAAUCUGGAUCUAAUGUCAUGUCAAGAUCUGAAUGUCAUAAACCUUUAACUAUGGAGGGAGAAAUAUUUCUCUGUUCUGUCUGCUUCGGAGGUUUAAAAAAUCAAUGUGACAGGAAAAGGAUUGUGAUACACACACACCCGAGUGAGUGUGUUUCAAUGCACCGACAGUGAAAAAAGCUUUAACCAGUUAAACAGCCUGAAAAGAAAAUUGAACAAUUCAUACCAGAGAGACACCAUUAACAUGUUUGGUGUGUGGACAAGGUUCAACUGAUUAUUAAACCUGAAGAGAGAAUGAGAACACUCUCAGCAUGAAUAAAUCCUGGAAAUGUGGCUACUGUGGGAAGGGAUUCCCUUCCCCGCCUGCACUUGAGAUUCAUGAGCGCAGACACACUGGGGAGAGGCCAUUCACCUGUUUUGUGUGUGAGAAAGGAUUCAGUGCUGUCUGUGAUCUGCUGACACACCAGAAGGCUCACACUGUGGAGCAGCCAUUCACCUCUGACUGUGGGAAGGGACUUACUGAUAUAUCCACCCCUCUGACACACAAGCGAGUUGAUAACCAGAAGAGGGUAUUCCCCUGCUCUGAGUGUGGGAAGAAAUUCACCAAUUCAACCAACCUGCUGAGACACAAGCGAGUUCACACUGGGGAGAGGCCAUUCACCUGCUCUCAGUGUGGGAAGGGAUUUUCUGAUUCACAUGCCGUGCUGCGACACGAACUGAUUCACACCGGGGAAAGACCGUUCGUCUGCUCUCAGUGUGGGAAGGGAUUCACGCAAAUAUCCUACCUGCAGAGACACCAGCGGGUUCACACAGGGGAGAAGCCAUUCACCUGCUCUCAGUGCGGGAAGGGAUUCACACAGUUAUCCAGCGUGCAGAGACAUAAGCGAGUUCACACCGGGGAGAGGCCGUACACUUGCUGUGAGUGUGGGAAAGGAUUUGCUCAGACGUCUGACUUGGUUAUUCACCAACGGAUUCACAACGGAGAGAGGCCGUUCACCUGCUCGCAGUGUGGGAAGGGCUUCACACAGUUAUCCAACCUGCAAUCACACCAGCGAGUUCACACCGGGGAGAGGCCAUAUACCUGCUCUGAGUGUGGGAAGAGGUUCACUCAUUUAUCCAACCUGCAGAAACACCAGCGAGUUCACACCGGGGAGAGGCCGUUCACCUGUUCUCAGUGUGGGAAGGGAUUCACGCAGUUAUCCAACCUGCAGAAACACCACCAGAUUCAUACCGAGGAGAGGGAAUUCCCCUGCUCUGAUUGUGGGAAGGGAUUCAGCAAUUCGGCCAACCUGCUGAGGCACAAGCGGGUUCACACUGGGGAGAGGCCAUACACUUGCUGUGAGUGUGGGAAACAAUUUGCUCAGUCGGCUGGCCUGGUUAUUCAUCAACGGAUUCACACUGGGGAGAGGCCAUUUACCUGCUCUCAGUGUGGGAAGGGAUUCUCUGAUUCGCACACCUUGCUGCAACACGAACGGAUUCACACUGGGGAGAGGCCUUUUAUCUGCUCUCAGUGUGGGAAGGGAUUCACGCAGGUAUCCAACCUGCAAGCGCAUCAGCGGGUUCACACUGGGGAGAGACCAUUCACCUGCUCUCAGUGUGGGAAGGGAUUCACGCAUUUAUCCAGCCUGCAAAUACACCAACGAGUUCACACUGGGGAGAGGCCAUUCACCUGCUCUCAGUGUGGGAAGGGAUUCUCUCGAUUAUCCAGCCUGCAGAAACACCAGCGAGUUCACACCGGGGAGCGGCCGUUCAACUGCUCUCAGUGCGGGAAGGGAUUCACACAGUUAUCCAACUUGCAGAGACACCAGAGAGUUCACACCAGGGAGAGACCAUUCACCUGCUCUCAGUGUGGGAAGGGAUUCACACAGUCACUGCACCUGCAAGCACACCAGCAAGUUCACACUGGGGAGAGGCCAUUCACCUGCUCUCAGUGUGGGAAGGAAUUCACAUGUUCAUCCCGCCUACAGAGACACCAGCGAGUUCACACCAGGGAGAGAUCAUUCAACUGCUCUCAGUGUGGGAAGGGAUUCACACAAUCAUCCCACCUGCAAGCACACCAGCGAGUUCACACUGGGGAGAGGCCAUUCACCUGCCCUCAGUGUGGGAAGGGAUUCACAUGCUCAUCCCACCUGCAGAGACACCAACGAGUUCACACCGGGGAGAAGUUGUUCACCUGCUCUCAGUGUGGUAAGGGAUUCUCUCAAUUAUCCAACCUGCAAGCUCACCAGCGGGUUCACACCGGGGAGAGGCCAUUCACCUGCUCUCAAUGUGGAAAGGGAUUCACUCACUUAUCCAACCUGCUGAGACACCAGCGAGUUCACACGGGGGAUAGGCCGUUCACCUGCUCUCAGUGUGGGAAGAGAUUCACACAGUUAUCCAACCUGCAGAAACACCAGCGACGUCACAAGUAACCGCAGGAGUGCGUUCUGCUGUUCGUGCUGCUGCUCAUCACAUUUCAGGAGUGAACCAUGUUCAUUCUGCCAGUGGAUGAAAUGGGAGUCUCAGAGGAUUUCUUUCUGCUGGACUGGCCACCCUCACCACUUGCGUCCAGUCAGGUGGAUUCUUCAAAUUUUAUAUGAAUCACUGAAUGAAGGGAAGAUUUGGAAGGUAGAAGUUUGUUAGUUUGCACUUCAUUUUCUCUAAUAUCGUGCUAUGUUGGCAUGGAGAUGGCAAUGUCUGGCAGUUGUUUCGUUUAAUUUCAUAACAAAGUAUUUUGAAAGGUUUGCAGUCUGGUUCUACACAGGUUUCCCGAUCAAAUGUGCCAGCCCAUUUACAACAGGCCUACACAGACGGCAACCAAAGUCAGGGAGACUCUUUGAAGGUCCAGCGGAAAUCACAAUGACUUCUGAGGUCGCAGUAGACAACAUCUCAUGGGAUAUGUUGGAUUUAAAUUUCCCAAUUGGUCCAGUGGCCUCCACCAAUUAGGAGGUCUCUUGUUGGGUACCUGACUGAAGAUAGUCUCCUUUUGUUACAUUUAUAAGACUUCUGACCCAGAGCACUGUGGAAAAGGGAAACAUUUACCGAGUUUGAUUUACAAAGUGGACCUAAUUCAACCGGAGUUUGACAAGUCCAUCUGUCUGUUAGCUCAUCUGCUAGCCAGGAGGACUUCAGCCACGCGAACGGAGCUGUUCAUUGGAUUAAAAGACGGAUUGAAAAGGUUAAAUAGGAUUCCAAAGCAAGGGGUCAUCAAAAAAAGCACAUCUUUUUCCACAUGAAUGUGUAGAGCAGCCAUGGGUCCCAUGGGAGCAGAACCAAGUGGAGGGAGAUUCAGCACAUUGAAAUGGAGGGGUGUGUGUGGUGAGAGUAAGGGGAUGAAAUCUCACGCCUGGGGAGAGUGACUGCGGAGAGCAAAGCCUGGGGGCAAUGGGAAUGGUGUGUGAGGCUGAAGACUUUGCAAGAAGUGAGGCUGAAGAUCUGUUCAAGAGUUCAGGACAAGUGACUUUUUUUUUUAAAUGUUCUAUUUAUCCAAUACCCAGUAGGCCUUAUGUACAGAAGGUGGUGAGACAUUGGAAUAAACAUUAACAGCAAGUGAGGGAGAGGGGAGGUGCAUUAACCUAGCGGACAAAAUUCAAGGUGCUAAAAGGGCAAUAAAACAGUCUGGCAAGAUAGUCUAACCUACCCUAAGGCAGGUCAGUCUUUGCCUGGAAUAGCUUCUUAUGUUCUUAAUUCACAUGGGAACUAGUCACAGAAGGCACCUGGAGAUGUGAAAAGUUGGCAUUUCAUUUGGAAUCGCUGAGGGGAAAAGAAGCUGGAAGAUUUGCUGAGCUCGGAGCUUGCACUAAAGAGGGAAGCUUCUGAGGAAACCAAUCCCCUCUAAUGCAUUUACCACGAGUGAAAAUAGAUGUGAAGGAUUAUGAAAUUUUUUUUUUUAGGAAAGUCACUCCAGAUGUCCAAGAAAGCCAAGGAAAAUCUUUGUUCAGAGUUGCUGGCUGAUAUCUUAUGAGGGAAAGAUUUGGACGUUUUUGAAAAAGUUCAUUGUGCACGUUAUUGUGGGGAAGUGUGUGUUGAAGGUAUUCGUCAGAGCACAACUGGAAUAUUGUAAACUGUUUUGGGCCCCUGAUUAAAGGAAAUAUAUACUGGCAUCGAAGGCCAUCCAGGGCAUGUUCAUUCGUCUGGUACCAUCUAUGGAUAGACUGUGAAGAGGAGACAAUAAAUAGGUUGGGCCUGCACUUGUUGGAACACAGAAGAAUGACAUGUUACCUGACUGAAAUAGAGAGGAUUGUUAGGGGAUUUAACAGAGUAGAUGUAUAAAGCUUGUUUCCCCUUGUUGGAGAGUCUAAGACCACAGUGCAUAAUCACAGAAUAUUGAGCCAUUUAUCUAAGGCAGGGAUGAGGAAUUUCUUCUCGAGUAGUGAUUGAGGAACUGUUAUCACCAAGGACUGUUGAGCCUGGAUUAUUAAGUAUUUUGAAGGCUGAUAUGGGCAGAUUUUUAGUCAUGAAGUCAUUCAAUGGUUAUAGGGAAAAGGCAGGGCCGUGGAGUUGAGGAUUUUCCAAUCAAUGGUGACCACAUUUAAUAGCUGACCAGACUUGAUGGGCUGAAUGGCCUACAUCUGCUCCUUUGUCUUAUUGUCUGUUGUUCAGAGUGAAUUGAAAUUGUUCUGUGAGAAUAGAGUCGAGAAAUGUAAGCUUUGUUUCUACAUUAAUCAUUUAAUACAGGGAAAUUAUUUUGUGGGCUGCUUCCACAAUCUUGGAGAGCCACAAUUUGGAAAUUACUCCUGUCCAUGACAACUCCUUGACAUUUGGAAUCCUGCUCAGCAUGGAACUGGUUGAAACACUAGAAAACUAAAAUAUUUAGCCCAAUAAUGAACUGCACAGAAGCUGCAGAACUACCUGCACAAUCUCAAAUUUAAAAUUUUCAAGAGAAUAGACAAAGGCAUUCGUAAUUGUGUUAAUAACAGCAGAUAUUUUUUGUCCCUGCCAUGCUGAAACAAUACAAAAUACAACAGGUAGAUAACCAUUUCCGAAAAGAGCAUUUUAUACCUCAGCAUGAUGUGGAAGAAUCAAAUUGUUUGAAAGAAAACUAAAAUUCCAAAUUGAGCAAGCUGUUGAUAUUAUUAAGAGUCAAACGGGGAUCACGAUAAAGAAAACCAGAAUUCAAACCAUCCCCUUGAACUUAAACAUGCAUUGGAAUAAUGCGACUAGUGAAGAUUGUAAGCAACCAUGCAAGAGUUGCAGGUCUUUGACAGAAAAAAAACUGUUUUUAUCCAGUCAGCUCUGACAACGUAGACAGUGGAACAUUUGCAGAGAGAAAGACUCUGGAAAUCUUAGGUAUCAGAAUGAGAAACUGGGGAGAAAUCAAAUUCCAGUGGGCUGUGGCAUACAUUUGAGUUGAUGUCUUUAGAAAGUGAAUGAACCUUCAAGACUUCAUGAGGUAAAAGUCCUUGGGUGGAAAAGUAAAAACUGAAUUCAAAACAUUACAUAGAUAUUUAUGAUUGUGUGAAGUUAGGAUACUUCUUCGUUUAACUUUUCAUUUACACAGUAAAGUUUGUUUUUGUUAAACAAUGUGAAA
This is a messenger RNA of Rhincodon typus (whale shark), 9376 nucleotides long. RefSeq names its product gastrula zinc finger protein XlCGF57.1-like. Gene Ontology annotation, molecular function: DNA-binding transcription repressor activity, RNA polymerase II-specific; RNA polymerase II cis-regulatory region sequence-specific DNA binding; DNA-binding transcription activator activity, RNA polymerase II-specific. The record is from RefSeq and is a predicted model, not a curated record. The coding region runs from base 4179 to 6278 and encodes 699 amino acids. Gene Ontology annotation, cellular component: nucleus. Gene Ontology annotation, biological process: negative regulation of transcription by RNA polymerase II. The transcript has 9 exons. Lineage: Eukaryota; Metazoa; Chordata; Chondrichthyes; Orectolobiformes; Rhincodontidae.